UUGAGCUAUUGAAGCAGUGGACAAACAGAGACACCGUUGUGCACAGCGGCAGGGAACGCUCUGAAACCUUCCUAUCAMAAAAGUCUGUAGUCUGAGCGGUGAAAAACGGAGAUUAUGAAACCAGGGACCAAGGACAGCGACUCUAGAAUAGACAUUCUGAUGAAGCUUCACGCCCAAAACGUCUAUGAAUUUAAACGACACGCCGUUGAACAGGAGUUGCUGAAGCAAGAUCACUAUCGCUCCAUGUUUCAUAUCAACAAGGGGAUAAGAACUGUUGAGAUGACGUUAAGGGAUAUAAAAAUUAUUAGUGGGUAUUGUCACCAAACGGAAACUCUCAAGGAGAAACCAAAAGAAGGUUUUCCAAAUCUGAGCCUCAGAAAUAGUUUGAGAGAUUUCCGUAAAGGUAACCAAGAAGAAAUUAUUUCGAUUCUGAACUUGAAUGCUAAGUGUACCACCGCACGACCUCACAUCCGUCUGGACCACAAAGGAAAUGCAAAUGGUGACCAGAAAAUCGCAUCUUCUUCGGGGCGUCUUUUUCGUGCCACGGCAUUCAGCGCAGGAGUGAUAUGUGGUUUCCCUUCAGAAAGUGGAUUAAUCGAUGUAUCCAUCUCCCCUUUGUUGCCUUGUAACAAAAUCCGUUCAAAGUCAGUCAUUACAGUAAUCAACGGCCGUAGGACUGGGAUCAACGGAAAUGGACCGCUAUCUCAGUUCUCGGAGUCGCGCGGCUCAGCCUUUGGUACCAAGGACAGCAACGGCAUCCGCGUCACAACAGCCAUGUCCAAGACAGCCAUAAAGGAAGGCCUGAGAGAGCUGGUCCUGGAGUACAAUAGACAAAGGACUAUGAGUUAUAUUGAAAAACAAAAAGUAUUACGAGAAAAAGUGUCUGCUUUUAUUAAUGGACUCUAGCAGAAGAGGAUAAAUGYAUAGUUAGCAGAAUUUAUUAAUUAGCAGAAUUUAAUCAUUAUUUAUUAAUGGAUAGUUAGCAGAAUUUAUUAAUUAUUUAUUAAUGGAUAGUUAGCAGAAGAAGAACACGAGAGAAUCUUCAUGGAUAUAUUUUACGUAUGGGCUAGAUGGUGUCCAUAACCAUUUAGGUUAAGACAUGAACACCUGUGUUUUUAGCUUCACUAUAGCAGGCUAUUAUUUAACAAGAUAGGUGCAUUUCAUAUUUUAGAACAGACUAUAAAGUCGAAUUAUUCAAGCAAACAAGCACUGAAUGGCCAAGUGCGAACAAUAGAGCGUUCUGCGUAAUGACGCGCGUUCAUGUACGUGACAAUGCUCAGGAAUGUAUAAAUUCUGAAAAUGUUUAACAGCAAAGUUUGUACUUGGGGGGAAGGCGAGUGUCCGACCACAACAAUGUCGGGUAGCGACGAAGACCACACCGAUGGCGAGGAUAACGUUUUUCUCAACCUGGUCGCGCGUGUCAUCCGGAAACCCCUCUACCGGUUUCCAGGGCAGUGGGGUCACGAGACCUACGAGCCGCGGAUCUACAGAAGUCUGGGUACCAUCCUACGGAACGCGACCUCGGAAGAAUUCGAUGCCUUUAUAAUGGACUUUAUUCAUUUUGCGCGAACGGCUCAGGCGCGCCUGGACAUGCAGUUCUACAUGGAGUUCAUUAACGUGUGCACAAAUACCAUCCUUCACUGGGUGUUUGCGCGCAGGUGCAGCGCCGACAUAGUCCGGAAGCUGAUGGAGAGGACGUCGGUGUUUCUGCAGGACCAGACUAACAACCUGGCCAUAGCAUGGAGGUGUUUCACACCCAUCUACAGCCCCAGCCCCGUGGGCGGGGUAACCCCACUGAUGUUCGUGGCCCAGAACAGGCAGUAUGACGUGCUGAAGGUGUUGCUGCAGUAUGGGAUGCUAGAGAAGGAGAGGAGACCCACCUACAUCAUCAUCUCUGUCCUGUUUAACCCCCCGAGACUGGAGGCGCUGGAUGAACGCUGUCACGCCACCGUCACCAGGGAACUCAGGGACUGUAUGGCUCUGUGCUUCAGGGUGCUGAGCCAUGUAUCCAUGUCUGAAAUAGAGAUGCAGAUUGGGUACGGUCGUAAGCCCUUGAUUGAAGACUGGAGAGACCACAUCCCCCCGAGUCGCUACAAGGACCCCUGUGAACUGACCCACCUCUGCCGUAUGGUGGUUCGGACCUCUCUGCUGGCCAGGGGCCGCUUACCGGACGGCAUCAAGUCGCUACCACUCCCUACACUCCUCCAAGGCUAUCUCAACCUGGAGAGCUGACCUGGCUAUGGGGCCUGGAGUUUUACCUGGUCUUGGUGAGGUCAUGUGGUCUGGAAAAACUCCUGGCUUUGCUAUUAAAACAACCAGGAGGAUGGAGUUUGUCUUUUAUUAAAGUGGCUGCAA
This is a messenger RNA of Salvelinus sp. IW2-2015, 2355 nucleotides long. Its product is annotated as ankyrin repeat and SOCS box protein 17. Lineage: Eukaryota; Metazoa; Chordata; Actinopteri; Salmoniformes; Salmonidae. Gene Ontology annotation, molecular function: protein binding. Gene Ontology annotation, biological process: intracellular signal transduction. The record is from RefSeq and is a predicted model, not a curated record.